Messenger RNA from Impatiens glandulifera, 958 nucleotides. RefSeq names its product elongation of fatty acids protein 3-like. Bases 32 to 844 code for a protein of 270 amino acids. Gene Ontology annotation, biological process: sphingolipid biosynthetic process; fatty acid elongation, monounsaturated fatty acid; very long-chain fatty acid biosynthetic process. Lineage: Eukaryota; Viridiplantae; Streptophyta; Magnoliopsida; Ericales; Balsaminaceae. The transcript has a single exon. The record is from RefSeq and is a predicted model, not a curated record. Gene Ontology annotation, cellular component: endoplasmic reticulum membrane. Gene Ontology annotation, molecular function: fatty acid elongase activity.
CUUCAUCUUCAUCUUCCCCAAAGAAAGAGAAAUGGAAGGUCUGAUUCAUCUUCCCCAUUACUGGUUCGUCUCAAAUCCAACAGUAAAACACUUCCAAUGGCGUCAAGGAGAAACCUUCGCUUCCUCCUUCCUCUUCCUCACCCUCACCGUCUUCACAUACCUCUCUCUCACUUUCCUCCUCCGCCGUCUCUCCUUCCCUCCCCUCUCCCCCUCCAUCCUCCGCCCCAUCUCCGCCGUCCACAACCUCAUCCUCCUCCUCCUCUCCUCCUCCAUGGCAAUCGGCAUCUCUCUCUCCUCCCUCUCUCAAAUGCAAAACCCUAAAUGGCUUCUCUGUUUCCCCAAAUCUCAAACCCCAACAGGUCCCGUCUUCUUCUGGGCAUACAUCUUCUACCUCUCAAAAAUCCUCGAAUUCAUCGAUACCCUGCUCAUAAUCCUCGCCGGAAGCGAUCGACGCCUCUCUUUCCUUCAUGUAUAUCAUCACGCGGUGGUUAUCGUGAUGUGUUAUGUAUGGUUGUCGACGGUUCAGUCUCUUAUGCCGAUAGCAUUGGCGACGAAUGCGUGUGUUCAUGUUAUAAUGUAUGGUUAUUACUUUUGUUGUGCGAUUGGGCGGCGGCCGAGGUGGAAACGGGCGGUGACUGAUUGUCAGAUUGUUCAAUUUGGGUUGAGUUUUGCGAUUUCGAUUGUUAUGGUUUAUUAUCAUUUGAGUGGCGAUGGAUGUUCGGGGAUAUGGGGAUGGUGUUUUAAUGCUGUUUUUAAUGCUUCUCUUCUUGCUCUUUUUAUGGAUUUUCAUUCUAAGAACUAUGCUAGGAAGAAGAAGAUGAUGAUUAUGGAUAAACUGUCUUGAUUUUGACAGUAUUGUUUCUUUCUCUAAUAGACUGUCUGUAGUUUGAUUCAGCCUGUUUGUUUCAUAUAACAUUCAACUAAUUUACCUGUUAUUUUAAUUUCAACUUAUUUGUAA